Messenger RNA from Erigeron canadensis, 804 nucleotides. RefSeq names its product LEAF RUST 10 DISEASE-RESISTANCE LOCUS RECEPTOR-LIKE PROTEIN KINASE-like 1.3. The coding region runs from base 1 to 804 and encodes 267 amino acids. Lineage: Eukaryota; Viridiplantae; Streptophyta; Magnoliopsida; Asterales; Asteraceae. The record is from RefSeq and is a predicted model, not a curated record. Gene Ontology annotation, molecular function: polysaccharide binding. The transcript has a single exon.
AUGAUUUCCAAGCAUUUGACCAUAAGUUUAUCCAUUUUGAUUGUAACUGUAAUUGUAGAAGGCUUAAACAACAACCAAACCUUCUAUGGCACCUGCAAUCGUUCAUUCAGUUGUGGAGAUAUCUCAGGCUUUGGAUACCCUUUUCGGCGAGGCCAAGAUCCUGUAUAUUGUGGUUAUCCUGGUUUUGAACUAAACUGUGAGGAACAGAGUCCACCUACCAUCAAUAUUAUGAACCUUACUUACCAUGUUCUGGAAAUUGAUCCAGCGGGCCAGAUUCUGAAGAUUGUUCGAGAAGAUAUGACCGAUCUAGCCUGUUCACAGAAUCCAGUCAACACUACUGUUGAUUACAAUCUUUUUAGUUACACCUCAAACUAUAAGAACAUCAGUUUACUCUAUGGAUGCUCAAGUUCUUACAAAAUGCCUAUUAUUGGCAUAAUUUCUUGUGUAAAUAAUGGAGGUAGUCCUGUUGUUCUAGUGCCUGGGGUACAGUCCCCUGAGAGUUGCAAAUCUAGUAUCGUAGUGCCAUUCCCAGUUGAGUUCGCAGAGUUCAUGGAACCAACUGAACUAGGUCUUGUUCUCCAGAAGGGGUUCGAGGUCAAAUGGAAGGUGGGAUCCGGGCCUUGCAAUGCUUGCACACAGUCAGGUGGCGACUGCCUGUACAAUAAUGAUACACUUCUAACCACAUGUGCAUGCCGUGAAUCGCCACUUUUGGCCGAUAGCUGCUCUACGACUCGUGUCAGUUCACCAUCAGGUAUGCAACUUUUAAAAUGUGUCAGUUCUUGGUAUUUUCCAGUAGCCAUAUAG